This is a messenger RNA of Protopterus annectens (West African lungfish), 1806 nucleotides long. RefSeq names its product cyclin dependent kinase 5 regulatory subunit 1 (gene CDK5R1). NCBI's taxonomy places the organism in Eukaryota, Metazoa, Chordata, Ceratodontiformes, Protopteridae. The transcript has 2 exons. Gene Ontology annotation, cellular component: protein kinase 5 complex; cytoplasm. Gene Ontology annotation, molecular function: cyclin-dependent protein serine/threonine kinase activator activity; protein kinase binding. The record is from RefSeq and is a predicted model, not a curated record. Bases 786 to 1709 code for a protein of 307 amino acids. Gene Ontology annotation, biological process: brain development; activation of protein kinase activity; positive regulation of cyclin-dependent protein serine/threonine kinase activity.
CCAAAUCCAAACAAGCAGAAAGAAAGGCACGAGGACCGGGCAGGAUAGGCUGACAGCUGCUCGAGACUCCGGCCGGUGACGCUACAGUACAGCAGCUCCUCUGGCUGGGCUGUUGCACAGAGGCGAUGUGGCACAAUAAGCAGCGACGGCGAAAUUCGCUGUAACGGGGAAUCUCCCCUGCAAUCGAGAGCGUUUUUUAAAAACAAGGAUUCUGAGCGGCUGCUUGAAGACUGCGGCACCUGCCGUAAAAUCCGCGAGGAGCGGACAGCUGGCAUGGAGUGGGAUGCACACUGCAGAGCUAGGUUCUCUCUUUUUAUCGCAUUGAUUUUUGUAAAUUAUCAAUAUUAGGUGCUGGUUGCAGGUUUGUAAAACAGCACCUGCUCACGAAGAGCCACUGCAGAUUGUGAGGAGGAGCACAUCUAACGGUGCGUUAGCGUGUGGAUUUUAUUGGGUAGGGUAUUAGCUGUAUAUCCGAAAAUACCACAGGUUUCUGGCCCACAGACUGUGCAGGCAGCAGGCAUGGAGCAUCUCGAACCGAAGAUUCCUUUUACUUGGCAGCUGUGAUCACCUUGGUGGCAGCCUGACGAUCUGCAUCGUACAGUGUUGGUGCAGUUGAUGUUUGCAGAGAGGCAAGGAAGCAUUUCAAGCGACAGACAAUCUGUCAGUGAACUGCAGAGUAUUAAGUUUACCAGUGUAUGCCAUGAAGUGGACUGGAUAAAGCUGGCUAAGUUCCCUGAGCUGUCGCCUACAAUCCUGAAACCAGUCGACUGACCGAUUUUAGAGCCAUGGGUACAGUCCUGUCUUUGUCGCCAAGUUACAGGAAGACCAAUCUUUUUGAGGAUGGCCCAGCCACUGUUGGGCACUAUACUGCUGUGCAGAACAGCAAGAAUGCCAAAGACAAGAACCUUAAGAGGCAUUCCAUCAUCUCUGUCCUACCUUGGAAACGAAUAGUUGCUGUUUCGACAAAAAAGAAAAAUUCCAAGAAGGUUCAACCAAACAGCAGUUACCAGAACAAUGUUACCCAUCUCAAUAAUGAAAACUUGAAAAAGUCUCUCUCCUGUGCCAACUUAUCCACUUUUGCCCAGCCUUCACAAAACCAGCCCCCAUCGAUACAGAAUGGAAACCAGAUUUCCAAUUCAAAGACUGCUGUUUCAUCUGUCAAGAAGGCUCCUAGUACUAAUUCAAAUACUUCAGGUUCCCCCAAAAGGGUAAUAGUCCAGGCCUCAACCAGUGAGCUCCUGAGGUGUUUGGGAGAAUUCCUGUGCAGGAGAUGCUAUCGCUUGAAACAUCUGUCUCCUACAGACCCUGUCCUUUGGCUCCGAAGUGUUGAUAGGUCCUUACUUCUGCAAGGGUGGCAAGAUCAAGGUUUUGUUACACCAGCCAAUGUGGUUUUCGUGUAUAUGCUUUGCAGGGAUGUUAUUUCAUCUGAGGUGGCAAAUGAACAUGAACUUCAAGCUGUCCUCCUAACGUGUCUUUAUCUGUCCUAUUCCUAUAUGGGAAAUGAGAUCUCUUACCCUCUGAAACCCUUCCUGGUAGAAAGCUGCAAAGAGGCAUUCUGGGACCGUUGCCUCUCCAUUAUCAACUUGAUGAGUGAGAAGAUGUUACAAAUUAAUGCAGAUCCCCAUUUUUUUACCCAGGUUUUUGCCGAUCUUAAAAAUGAGUGCAGUAAAGAAGAAAAGAGUCGGCUUUUGAUUGGACUUGAUCGAUGAACACUUGAGUGAUAGUGUAGCAUAUACAGAAAAUAAAAUGAAAAAUAUUUAAUUUUUUAAAAAACUCUUGAGGAAGUGUAUAUGUGUGUAUAUAUAC